Messenger RNA from Lolium rigidum, 1149 nucleotides. RefSeq lists its product as uncharacterized. The transcript has a single exon. The coding region runs from base 1 to 1149 and encodes 382 amino acids. The record is from RefSeq and is a predicted model, not a curated record. Lineage: Eukaryota; Viridiplantae; Streptophyta; Magnoliopsida; Poales; Poaceae.
AUGGUGUGCAGCGGCACAGAAGUCGCCGACGGUAGCAGAGGCGGCGCCCCUGGUCUCGAUCAUGGUCAGUCAAGGCACGACGUUCUGCACUCCUUGCCGUUGCUCGUCUUCGAACACCAGCCCACUCAGACAGAGACGACCCGCGCACAUGAAGACGAUGGCGACGAUGGUGUUCGCGAGAUGAUCAUGUUUAGCAUCUCGGAAGAGAGAACAUACACAGGAGAGGCGAGACCCGCGAUGCUAUCGCCUGAGGACAAGAUGUGUUCCGCCACCCCGCAGGGCUGGACCUUAAUCACGCAGGACGCUCCGCCGUGGCAAGCAUGGCUGUGGCACCCGCUCACCGGGGAGACGAUACCGCUCCCGCCGAUCCAAGACGACCACUACAUCCCCACCAACAGCUCCUGCCUCCUGACCCACAGCUCCGCCGCUCACCCCGACUGCGCCGUCGUCGUGCUCGACGUCUGCGACCCAAACAUGUGGUUCUGCCGGAUCAACGGAGGGAGCAGCAGGGCAUGGGGGCAGCACACGUACGACGUUGGCGAGUACAUUCUCCCGGACAAGGACGACGACUCCACCCCCACCAAGAAGAUCAUCCCCAACGUCGUCGCCGCGCUGGGAGGGAAGCUGCACUUCGUCUUCUCGGAAUCAAACAAGAAAUACGAGAUGGGCGUUGUUGACCUGGAUUUCAGCACUCCUUCUCCUACCGCCGAGCUCCGCACACUCGAGGGGGUCGACGCAGCUACCAGCUUCCCCGAAGGCAUGUGUUCCGGCGUGCCCUGGCUGCUGGAGUCCGAGGGGGAGCUGUUCCAAGUUAGCGUCUGCUUCCGGGAGUUCGACGCCCACGACGUCGGCGCCGUGCUUGUCCACAGGAUGGAUUUCGACGGCGACCGUGGUGGUCGCUGGCGCAGGGUGCACGACAUUGGAGACAGGGUGUUCUUGUUGCCUCACGAUGGCAAUGCGGUUUCUUGCUCUGCAAGCGCGUGCAGCCUGCAAGGGAACCGCGUCUACUUCAUGAAGAACUUCGUACAGGACGAUGGGAAUCUCUGCAUCUACGACCUCAAGGACCAGGUGAUGAAGAUUGUUGCUGUUCAUGAACGAGAACUGACUCUUGCACGCGUGAAACCUUAUUGGAUUGUACCGCCUGUCUAA